AUGGUUCACAAGAAAUUGGAUCCUGUGGUCGUCGAUGAUGAUGAAGAAGAACCAAUCCGGCACACACAACACAACGACUAUUCGGACUCGCAAGAUGACAACCAUCAUCAUCUUUUGACCGAACAAGAACGAGUGACCAAUGAUUUGGACAUUAUUUUCGGAUCUUCAUCCUCGGAGCAUACAACAACCAAUGGACAUCACAAAUAUAAAUCAAAGAAAAUACGAAAAAGUGGCUCUUAUUUGAGUGCUAGUAAAUUACCUCGAUCACAUUCGAAAAAUUAUAUCAUUCCUUCUGGAUUUGGAAAAUUUUCAUUUAAAUUUCGUCUGAUGGUUGUAUUUGUGAUAUUUUCAGUAUUGUUUGGAGUGUAUUUUCUGAGUGGUUCGUGGAGACAUCCCUCCUCCUUGUCAUCAUCCACUCAGAAAAUGGAUAGCUCUGAAUCUGUGUUUGUAGGAAAAAUUGGAAAUACAUUUGGAAGACAUUUGAAAUUAAUUUUGGAACAAUAUCAAUCAGGAGGAGGAGUCAUUGGUGACGAUCAUGAUUCUAAUUUAAUUCUCUCGAAAAUGGAUGAAUCUGUUGUGAAAUUAUUACACGAUCCAUCGUUGAACCAAGCUCCAAAUUUUUACAGUAGAGUUCGACAAAUACAUCAUUAUGGAGUUGCCAAGUCACAACAUGACGACAUUUCAAAAACAUCACUCGUUUUGGAAAAUGUUUGUAUGAAUCAUUAUGGAGAAAUUCUCUUUUACGUACCUUCACAAGAAUUUUAUGACAAAUUUUACAAACCAUUGCUUGGAUUGAGUUCUAACAAUCCAUUUGCAUUUGUUCAAACAGCACGUUUUGGAAAGAGAGGCGCCAUUCGUAUGAAAUUUAUUAUUGGCCACAAAACUCCAAAAUCCUCUCCCAAGAAUUAUGUUCGAUGGUUAGAUCGACCGACCAUUGCCAUGAUGAGAUUUUCAGCCAAUCAUCUUGGUCACCUAUUUGCUGAUAAUCUAAUUGCCUUAAUUGAGUUGGCAACAAAAUUUAACAUUCCCUUACAUGAAUCUUUAAUUUUAUUUUUGGAUGAAGUUUUUUACAGAACGAAUAAGAAUCAAGAAGACCAUUCAUGUUCUUCAGAUCCUUCUCGACAGGUUCACCUUCCUACAGUAAAUCCCAUGACCAAGAAACAUUUAUGGUGUGAAGAGGAAUUAGCUUCGCAAUAUGGAAAAAAACCUCAAGCUGUGAAAAAUUCUCUCGUAUGGACGCAAAUACUUUCAUCUCUGCCCGUCCUUCAAAAAUGUUCAUACGAUGUGAAGAAUACUGCUGAUCAGCACACUUCUGAAGAAGACCUUCAAUCCUCUACAAAGACAACAGAAGGUGAUGCUUCUUCAAGUUCAUUGUUUUAUCGAAUUGAGAAAGCUCCAUGUCCAAUGGAUGAUAUAUUUUCAAAAACAAGAGAGUCAUCAAGUGCAACGAAAAGAAACACCAUUCUUUCCAUUCAAGAGAUUGAAAAAGAGAGAAAUUUGAAGUUGGAAAAUAUUCGAGAUGGAAUUGAUACAUGCUUUCGACAAUUGGUACUUGGAGUGGGCGAUAGAACCAUCUUGUCACAACAACAUCACAAAAAACAAUCACAAUUUAGCGAAUUACCUAUUCAACAGCUUCGAAACACAAUUCUUUCAAAUUUGGGAAUUCAUUCCAAGACCUCAAAUGUGAACUCUGUGAACAUUUUAAUUGAUUAUCAGAGUAUUGGAAAUGCACAUGAAAUUGCAACCAUUCUUGAAACUCAUCUCAAAGAAGAUGCCCUUUUAUUGAAUCAUUUAAAAAACAUUAACAUUUACAAGGAUAUGAAAUUGGAACAGUUGAAUGAAAUGGCACUUGUGGAACUCUUUUCACAAACACACCUAUUCCUUUCCAAUGCCACGAGUACUUAUUCUUACCUUUCAUUAUUCAUGCCUACGUCCUCAUACCUCUUAUUGUCACCAGAAUGUGACAGCAUGGUAGAGUCCUCUAAAAAUCCUCAACCCAACAUGUGUUCAUUGGCUCGUUCUCCUUCACUCCAUUUUCUGAAUGCCAUGUCCCAUCUCACUCUCAUUAACUUGUCAGACACUGUGGAGAAAAUUCAACAACAAUCCAACACGAUACAUGUCGAAUUGAAUGCUGAGAAAGUGAGUCAAAUCGUGUUAAUGAUUUUGAAAUUGAGAAUUAUUUGA
Messenger RNA from Naegleria lovaniensis, 2184 nucleotides. RefSeq lists its product as uncharacterized. The transcript has a single exon. Bases 1 to 2184 code for a protein of 727 amino acids. The record is from RefSeq and is a predicted model, not a curated record. NCBI's taxonomy places the organism in Eukaryota, Heterolobosea, Eutetramitea, Acrasida, Naegleriidae.